UCUGAGUGGUCUCCUGACAAUGACACCAGGCUGAUGUGUAAGAGUAAAGGGCAGUCUGAGGAGGAUUGCCACAACUAUGUUCGAGUUUUGCUGUCACACGGGGAUGAACUCUUCACGUGUGGGACCAACGCUUUCUCUCCUGUCUGCUCCACAAGACUGCUGUCAAACCUGUCGUCAGUGAGUCGUGAGGUGAGUGGAGUAGCGAAAUGUCCGUACGAUCCGCAGCACAACACCACCGCUCUGCUGAGUACCGAGGGAGAGCUGUACACAGCCACGUGUAUGGACCUUACGGCGCGGGACCCUGCCAUAUACCGUAUGAUGGGUCAACAUCCAACACUUAGGACUGUACAGUACAACUCCAAAUGGCUGAAUGAGCCCAAUUUUGUGUCAUCCUAUGAGAUCGGUGACUUCAUCUAUUUCUUCUUUCGAGAAACUGCAGCAGAAAAUGAAAACUGUGGAAAGACUGUCUUCUCAAGGGUUGCAAGAAUUUGCAAGAAUGACAUCGGUGGACACUUCUUGCUGGAAGAAAACUGGACAACAUUUAUGAAAGCCAGGCUGAACUGUUCCAGACCGGGUCACUUUCCGUUUUACUACAACGAACUCCAAGCCACUUACUACAACCCAGAAGAAGAAAUCAUCUAUGGAGUGUUCUCAACAGAAGAAAAUGGCAUAGCAGGUUCAGCUAUUUGUGCCUACAACUUGUCGUCAAUAGAGGAAGUCUUCAACGGUUCCUUCAGAUACAAGCCCAACUCCAAGUCUGCCUGGCUUACGUCUCCAAACCCCAAUGCAAAUUUCCAAACAAGCCGGUCUCUGGAAGAUGCCAUGAAGUACCAACUCAUGGACCAGGCUGUCCCCCCCUCCCACCAAAAUCCACUGGUCCAACAGGAAUAUGACAGGUUUUCUCACAUCGUGGUGGACAGAAUACGAGGGAGACGGGAAUUCUUCAGUGUCCUGUUUGUGGCAACUGUUUCUGGUACUCUCAGGAAGUACAUUGUUCUCCCCGGCACAGACCAACCCUGUCUGGUGGAAGAGAUUCACCCAUUUCCGGAAGGAGCUGCAGAGCCUAUCAGGUCCAUCACUCUGCUGUCAGAUGAGGAGGCUAUCUAUGUGGGUUCCCAGACUCGCAUAAUGAAGGUCCCCGUUCACAGGUGUCAGCAGUUCAAGUCCAGAAAAACCUGCCUUCUUGCUAUGGACCCCUACUGUGGCUGGGACUCCUACAACAAGAGAUGUGCUUCCCUCAGACAAAGUAUGGAACACAUGCAGGACUGGCACCAGGACAUCAGUUCUUGUCCUGUUCUCAACCUGCCUGUUGACGGAGGGUACAGCGAGUGGUUGCCAUGGGAACCCUGUACGCAGCUGCAGGAGAGCGGCGAGUUGACGACCUGCAUGUGCCGGUCCAGGUCAUGUGACAACCCCGCCCCACGGUGUGGGGGGAAGCCGUGUCUGGAGCCGGCCACUCAAGUCUCCAACUGUACAAUUAACGGGGGCUGGUCGGAGUGGUCAGUGUGGACAUGCUGCUCGAGAACGUGCGGCCCGGCAGUGAAGAUGCGACACCGGUCCUGCACCAACCCCGCACCCCAGUACGGUGGCAGGCUGUGUGUGGGAUACAGUCAGGAACAUCUCGUCUGUAACAACCCACCAUGUCCGGAGGCCAAAGGGGUGUGGCUGGACUGGUCGCCAUGGUCGCGAUGUUCCAGGAAGUGUGGCGGAGGGAUACAGGAGAGGACCCGGAUGUGCACCGCCCAGGAGUGUCCCUCGGGGUGUGAUAAGGAGUACAGGAGCUGCAACACUCAAAACUGUCCGGAAACCCGAAAGUCGACCCCUUGGAGCCCGUGGAUCCACAUGAACAUCACGGACCAGGGUGGUUACUAUGAGGGCCGUGUGCGUUACGUGUGUAAAGCCCGCGUGCCAGACGACAGCUUGUUAUGGGUGGGACAUCGCAGGCUGGACAUGCGCUACUGUGACCCCAACAGUAGACACUCCUGCGCCACUAAAGGUCCAGCUCGAGUUGUCCAUGGGGUGUGGUCCAGCUGGUUACCAUGGUCGCCAUGUACAGUGAGCUGUGGCUCGGGGGUGAGAACACGGCAGCGGCAGUGUAACAACCCCCCUCCCAGCGGCGGUGGUUCGCCCUGCCUGGGGCCGGAUGUCAUCUACAAGGACUGUACCAUGGCACCUUGUACAGCUAACAGCACGUGGUCCUGUUGGUCGGAGUGGUCCCAUUGUUCCGUUUCGUGCGAUGGCGGGACGCGUUUCCGCACUCGGACGUGCUUCGGGAUGGGUCAAUGUGACGGGGACAGGCGGAAAGAGGAGACAUGCAACACACACCCAUGUCUGAUAAACGGUUGGAGACACUGGACCCCCUGGUCAGCCUGUGAUGACUUCGGGCUGCGCAGGAGGACCAGGGAGUGUGGGGAGGACCCGCCCCUCCCUGGACACUGCAGGGGAAACACUACACAGGAACAACCCUGCCAACCUAAUGUCAUCCUGGAUGAUGUCAACAUCCAGCCGGUCCGUUCUAGAAACUGGAAUAAAAAGAUCGACCUAAUCUACAUCAUCAUCGCAGGAAUAGCCUCCUUCUUUCUGGGAGGAACUCUGUUCUUAGGAUCAUACAUCUACUACCUGCGCUUCCAAGAGUCCAGAAUACACCCCUGUCACAAACACGUAAACGUCAACAAACCAAACAACAAGAAAAUGAUCAACACGAAGCCUAAGAUGACGGUAUACGAGGCGAGUAAAGGAGAUCCAAAAUAUGCGACGUAUAAAGACCCUUUCUGGGACUAGUGGAGAUUUUUUGUGAUCUUAAUGGAGCGUACUGAACUCAAGUAUUGCUCCUCUUGUAUACAUGGACCCAUACAGGGGAAAAAUGUGAGCAUUUGAGAGCCAAGGACAGCAGGAAUACCAGUACUGCAGUGCUCUUCAGAACUGCAUAGAGGCGCCGCUACAUGGUGGACCAAUGGCCGCAGACUGCAAACUGCUUCUGGAAAUUCAACUGGAUUAAUCUAGUGUGUUGAUGGAAGAAAAAAAUGUGGAGAAAUUUGGUGAACUCAAAAGGGCAAUACAAAGCAAUGAAGUGCAAGACAAUGCUGAAUUUUUGUCAGAAACUUUGCUGGACUUCCUCACUUGAUGUAUCAAAUGGAUAACUUUUCUUGUGAGAGACUUCUCCAGGUGCUUUUGUAACUUGUGAAUUUGAUGAUUCUUUAUUGACUUGAUGCUGACAAGCCAUAUUGGUAGAAUUCCUGGUAAGAUUUUGUGAUUUGUGUAGUUAUAUUGAAUACCAGUACUUAGCACUGCCAACUCUUUAAUCCUGUAUUCCAAUACUUGUAGGCACACUCAGGACUUUCACGUACACCAGUUUCUAUCGCAAUCAAAGGCUGUGAUUUUGGAAAUGACUCGGGAUACUCAAAGGCUUUCUUCCAAUUUAUUUUCUUGUUUUUCUGACAAAAACAAUCAUCCUGGCUUUUUGCCAGAUCCUUUACUUUGAAACUCACGCAAUUGUGAAUUUAAGCCAUAUUAUGCCAUCCAAGAGCAUUCUCUUCUGAAAUAGCAUCUCAUUUUCAUCAUGUAAACAAAACAUUGUAUAUGAUACACCUGACUUUAGAUAUCUCACAAUCUCUAUUUUUAUACAAAAUGUUGUUGAAUACAUCAAGAAACUGCCUGGUAUCUACCACAGUACUGAAUGUGUGCCAAAUUUCAAUGAAAGGAUAGUCUGUAUUUGUAUAAUAAGAAGGUCUAUGAAAUGGCCAUUGAUUUCUGAAUCAUGAUUCAGAAGAAAGUAAGGUGUAUAUUUCUGGAAAUUUCAAUGCUAACCUGCUUGUGUACAUGUAUAUAGCGCAUAUGAUACUAGAUUGUGUGUGAUUUUCUUUAUACAUAGAUAUUGAGGAUUUCUCUGUUUCCAGAUGCAUAUGCCAGAAAAUAAGAGUGACAAAGCCAAGUGCAAAUUUUCUGCCAUGUGAGGUCAAAAAUGAUGGUGAAAGACAUACAGUGUGUAUGUUGAUCCUGUUUAGAUAGUAAGGAGUAAGAAGAAAUCUUUGAUUGUCCAGAUUGAAAUCUUUGACGAGUAGAGUGACCCUCACAAUCACUAGAUCAGUAUGUACUUAUACAUAGUUAGUUAAUGAUAGCAUUCAUGCACAUUUAAGGGCCACUGUAAU
Branchiostoma belcheri (Belcher's lancelet) is the source of this 4148-nucleotide messenger RNA. Its product is annotated as semaphorin-5A-like. Gene Ontology annotation, biological process: negative regulation of axon extension involved in axon guidance; positive regulation of cell migration; axon guidance. The record is from RefSeq and is a predicted model, not a curated record. The transcript has 23 exons. Gene Ontology annotation, molecular function: chemorepellent activity; semaphorin receptor binding. Bases 34 to 2781 code for a protein of 915 amino acids. NCBI's taxonomy places the organism in Eukaryota, Metazoa, Chordata, Leptocardii, Amphioxiformes, Branchiostomatidae.